Messenger RNA from Colias croceus (clouded yellow), 7201 nucleotides. Its product is annotated as receptor-type tyrosine-protein phosphatase zeta. The transcript is spliced from 13 exons. Gene Ontology annotation, biological process: protein dephosphorylation. Bases 357 to 5039 code for a protein of 1560 amino acids. The record is from RefSeq and is a predicted model, not a curated record. Gene Ontology annotation, molecular function: protein tyrosine phosphatase activity. Lineage: Eukaryota; Metazoa; Arthropoda; Insecta; Lepidoptera; Pieridae.
GCCACUAUGAAGUACGGCCAGUCAGUUUGCUAACGCGCGUCGAACGAGGCGUAUGUAUCUCCGCGGUGAGAAGGAACUUUACGAAAAAGUGGUGUAUCAACUUUUUAUUGUGCCUUGCUGUGAGCUAGUGUUAACGUGAUUUUGUGCUUACCCGGAUAUUAAAGGACACAGAUAUGUUCCCCGAACCAGUGGUAAAUAACUUCUACGUAUCUUCUAAUAGAAGUCUAUUAGCAGAAUUAAGGACAGGAAUUCGAAAUAAUGGCAACUGAGAAGUGAUAAAAACAAAUAAUGACAACGGGUACGAACCUCCGAACUUGAAAAUGUAUCACUAACAGACCGGCCAUAAUGUAUUGAUCAUGGAAUCACCAGUUAGAAUAUGUUUAGGUGCAGUGUUAGUAGUAAAUUUACUACUUUUAAGCAGCACACAAAUUAGUGGUCACACGCUACCGCAAGAGACUACACCCACGCUUACAGAAGAGAGAAGUUCGAGACGUGCUAAUUCGACGUGGAUUUCCCGAAACAAACCUAAAUUACCCGAUGUAGCUCUCAACGAACUACACCAUAAAGAUACCUCCUCAGAAGAAAAUACAGAGAAAAAUGCUAAGUAUAAAGAUCGAGGAAGGGUUAGGUUUAAUGUACAUAAAUCAACCACCGAAAGUUCCUUAAGACGCGUCAGAUCUUCGACGGAAGCAUCGAAUGUUAUUAUAGUUACUCCGACACCAGAAGUAAAGAAACCUCUUGAGAUUAUUGACAGUAUGCGCAAUUAUAAGAAAACAAAGGUAUCUAGUACUACGGAGGCUAUGAAAACAAAAGCAGAGAGCCAAGAAGAAUUGGAAGAAGACGAUGAAGAUACUGGAUCAUAUGAAAAGUAUACUUCAAGUAAAUUUAGUGAUAAUAGUUUUUUUACUUCUAGCUUUAAUGAUGAUGAAUUUAGUGAUAAAAAUAAGGAUGGGAAAGACAAAAAUCGAGAUUUUAGCAAGUCACCAUUCGACUUUUCUAAUUUUUUUUCAAAACAAUCCUACACCUCAAAUGAUGAGUCCUAUAAAUCUGAUAGCUUCUUUGACUUUGAUAGUGAAUUAACUACGCCUAAAAAUGAUUUCUUUGACAAAAAAUAUCAGGAAAUAUCAUCGAGUAUAUUGAAGAACUUAGAUACAAUAAAAGCGAAACAACCGCCUGCGAAUGGAACAAACAUGCAAAAAAUUGUUAAGGAAAAUAUAGGAUUUGAAAAGUUAAGUAACGCAACACCUCAUAAUACAUCUACAGUUAUCAUUAAAAAUACCAAAGAAAUACGACUUAUGGACAACGAUAAAGCUGGUACGGAUAAUAGUGCACUCUCUGACGUUCACGGUACAAGCAUUUAUUAUGAAAUGUCAGUUUUAUCAACGGAAACGUAUAAUAUUACUCAUACGAAUGACGAUGAUUGUGAUGAAGAUGAAAGCAGCGUUCCAGAAACAACUAAAAGUACGCCAGUAAAAGAUGAAUUAGCUUCAAUUACACCUUCACAAAAACCGAUGGUAGAAAUCCCAACAGAUAUCUCAAAACCCGUAUAUGACAAUGAAAUAGGGUCGACAAUUUCUUCUUACUUUUUCCCCGUGAGCGUAGCACCUACCAUUAGUUCAGCUAAUCCAAUUUCAAGUUCAUAUCAGAACACAGUGUUUUCUAGUGAAAGACCAAUUGUUGUAUCAACCACUAGCAAUCCUCCUAGAAAUCGAAAUUAUUCUAAACGCCUUAACUUAACUGGAACAAAAGAAUUGGGUAACAAUGCUGCCUCUCAAAGUGACCAAGUGUCGCCUAAUCUUGUAAAUAGACCAAAUACUCGUAGAUUCUUCCACACUACACCAAAAUCUAGACCGGUGUGGAUGGCUCCCGGCCGAAAUGUUACGCGAACUUCACCUACUCGAGUACCAUCAACUAUAUACUCUGAACAUUUUGACAUCAAAAAUAGAUAUUCCACUCAAGAUCCUGGUCCUUCGAGAAUAUUGACCACAUUGCCAUCAGAUAUUGAUCCAUUAUUGCAAAGUGAUAUAGGUGGAUCCAAAAGAGUUGUGCAUUCUCAUUCUUUCGUGGAUAACAAGAUUCCUUCAUUAUGGAAACGUGGUUCUACGAAAUUUUUCCCAUCUUCUUCGUCUUCAACAACAACAACAACAACUACAACUACAACAACAUCUGCACCCCAUACAACACUAAUGUCUGAAGAGCAAGCAACAACAGAAGCGAGACGAGACGUUAAUGAUUUCGAAAUACUACCCACCUUGGCCGCCUGGGCACUCGCAGGGUUACGGAGUCCACCAACAAGACCAGCAAUUAAUGUUACAGGUUCAACGAAGAACAUCGAUGAGAAUGAACUGCAAAAAGUGGGAGAUAUUAUAGAAAAGCGAGAGACAACUACAAGCUCGACUUCUACUACACCGAGUUCAGUCUUAAAUCGAGAUAUCGUUUUAAAGAACAUUACUGAAAUUGAUCAAAAUAGACUACCCUGGAAGCCUGUUUUCUCUUCGUCAUUUGGUUCAGAAGGUGAAAUUAAAGACAAAACCACAGAAUCUAUAUCAGAAAGAGUACCUGCUGAAAGCAAUAUAUCUUUACAAAAUAGCGAAGAACCUGCUACCACUGAGACAAUCAUUUCGAAUGAAGAAACAACAGCAAGGGCAGAGAUAGCUGAAUCACAGUCUUCCUGGGUUGCAUCGACAGUCAAUCUUGAACAAUCUUCAAGCGAUGAAUCUGAAGUAACCUCCCAAGAUACAAUUCCACCAGUUGAUCCUACUAAAGCAACUGGAUUUGAGUCAAUUACGAAAUUACCUUCAGAUAUUACAACUCCUUCCGAUGAUAUAAUUGAUAGCUCUGAUGAAAAGAAUGAAAUAGUUAAAGCUACUACAAAAAUGCCAAUAACUGAUUAUGAAAUAACAACAAUAAGAUUUUCAUAUGUACCCACGGAACCAACCAUAGAAGUUACAGAAACGGAAGCUCCUACCACUGAUUGGCAUUAUGCUGGCCCAAUGCGAACAAGACCCACAACCACAAUACAAGACGCUCCAAUAACUACUUAUAGGCCGAAAUAUUAUACUACAACUAAUGCAAUUGAAGAAAGUACUACUAUAGAAGAUACAACGCCACAGAAUGAAGUAUCUUCUCAAAUCAUGGAAAAGACAACAAAUAAAGAACCAACAACAACAGAAUCAGUUACAACAGAUAUAAUGACUGAGACUCCUACAGCUGAAACACAAUCCAUUGAAACAACUACUGAACCUGCAACCACUGAAACUGAAAAAACCACCACUCCAGAAACAACAACAGAAAUGGAAACAACAACGAUAGUAGUGACUGUUGCAACGGAGAUUAAUACUGAAAUAGCUACAGUUAUGACGGAAGCUCCUUCUACUGUAACUCAAACAGAAACUGUACCAAUUACCAGUUCCGAGGAAAACAUAGAUUUUAAUGAAGUGGUAACUCAAGAAGCAAAGCCGGCAACAACAGAAGCAACAACAAUUACAACAACAACCGAAAAAGAGUUGGAAAAAGAAACAACGCUAUUCACAACAACCGAAACUGUUACACAACAGAAUGGUCAUUUUGUGCACACAGAUACAACAGAAGACGAAGAAUCUGUUGAAACUACAACAGAGGCAGUAACAAAGGAUGAGGAUGAUGAAUCAACCACGUAUGCGGGAGAGAUAACAACAGAAGCGUCUUCUAGAGUACUGGAUGAUGCAGUGACAGGAUCUGGGGCGGGGAUUGCGAUUGCUGUGAGCACUAUUGGUGUUAUAGCCCUUAUUCUACUCAUUGGACUUCUGCUAGUAGUCCGUCGUCGCGGCCGUCGCGGCGUGUACGCACAGCGCUGCACACCCGUCUCCCUCGACGCUUAUAGCCUGGACAGCGUCAGCGUCGGCCAUCGCAAGGGCAACCAGAGAUUGCGCGCCAGCAAGCGGAGCUAUGGCAACCCGGCGUAUGAUGAUGAGGUGACAUCACACCCCAUGAACUACGCAGCAUUAGCCAACUUUGCCCUGGACAUUGACUCCAUAACAGCCGAGUUCACAGAGAUCCCCACAGUGACAGUACGACCAGAGGAAGUACCACCAGGGUGUGAAGAUAAGAACCGCUAUUCUAAUGUUCUGCCGCUCCCGGAGACCAGGGUUCCCUUGAAGAGGAUUGGUGGUGAUCCCACAACGGAGUAUAUUAACGCUAAUUAUGUUACUGGUCCAGGAAACAUCAGGAACUACUACAUAGCGUGCCAGGCGCCUCUCUCCAACACUGUGGUGGACUUCUGGCGCAUGAUGUGGGAACAGAACUCUAGGCUCAUUGUCAUGCUUACGGAGUAUUUGGAGAAUGGAGUUGAGAAAUGUUACGAGUACCUCCCACCAUCCGAAAUAUCGGAUAAUAGACGCACCUUCGGAGAAUUCCAGAUCAUCUUAAAGAAACGUGAACAACGAGACAGAUACGCUAUUUCCAGCGUUCAAUUAAUUAAUUUGUCCACAAGAACUUGGAGGGAAAUAACACAUUUAUGGUACUUCUGGCCAGCGAAGGGAGUGCCUGAAGAUUACGAAUCGGUGAUCGAUUUCCUCUCAGAAAUGAGGAGCUAUAUGAAGAUAUCGCAGACAGCCAAAGAGUAUGAUGAGGAAGGUUUAGAAGUAAUCUACGAAGAUCAAAACCGUUCGUCCUACAACAACUUGUCCAAACUAAGAAGUGACGACGCGUCCGGCAAUGGAGUCAACGUGUACUCUCCAGCCAAAGCAGAGGAACUGCUGCGACGAGGGUACUCCACCAAUGGUACUUUGGGCAAGAUGAAGGUCGCUUCAGAGGUGGAAGGCGUCCGACCAUGCGUAGUAGUAUGCGCAUCAGGCGCGGGUCGGUCCGCUGCGCUGAUCGCCGCUGACAUCUGCUCGCGUGCGCUGGCCGCGGGCGCCGCGGACCUGCCGCGCACAGUACGAGCGUUGCGCACGCAGCGCCCGCACUCUAUAUCCAAUAGACAUCAUUAUAUCUUUCUUUAUAGGCUUCUCAGUGAAUAUGGUAACCGGCUGAUGGGCGGCGGAGUGGAUACAAUAUAAAGAUAGACUGAAUUGAAAAUUAGAAAGAAUUCUUGAAGACAGCUUGGGCGUUGAUGAGAUUAUUGAUUAAGACAUAAAUCAUUUUUUUUUGUGAAACAUAAAAACCUGCCUCACAUUCGCGUAAAACAUUAAAGUUUUGACUUGCCAAUUUAUUUUUGUGACGAUUAUUUUUAUUAAAUUUCAAAAAAUGGCGCGAUUGUAUUUUUUUACUGGUUAAAUUAGGUUUUAUUUCUGAGCCAAAAUUUAUUUUACUCACCUCAAGAGUACCUACUAUUGAGAUCAUAAAUCAUCUUAGUAAAUCAUGCUGCUUAUUAUAAUGACGUCAUCGUCUGCAUAUUUUGUGCGAGGGAGAUAACGCUAUGUCCAUUGUAUAUUGCGUCUCUCUCUUGGAGUUCAAUUCAUAGAACUACUAAUGUGAUUUCAUUCAACAGCAGUUGAUAUGUUUGCAGCAAAAAGAACUUUAUUACAAUAGCGGAAAGUAGAGUAUCAUUUGAAAAGGUUUAUAGGAUUAAAAUGAUAGUAAAUAUUUAUGUCUUUAUUAUUUGUAUUAUCUAAACGCACAAUUGGAACGUACCAAAGUUUGUAAAUAAGAUCUCGAAACAUUUCACUAAAAAUAUAGUAUAUGAUUAUUGGUUUCGAAUUAUUUCGCGGGCUUCUAAUUAUAUUGAAAUUAUUUGGAGAAAGUCACACACAAAAUAUGUUUGAGGUAAGAAUCUCAUAAAUUAAAUACUUAUUUAGUAUACAUGCUUACGUGAACGAUUAAAUAUGUAGUUUUUUUCAACGGGAAAUUUAAAAAAAAAUGUUUUUUCCCUCCUAUAAGCAUGAUAAUAUCACAAAAAAUAUUAUCUACUAUAAAAAAUAAUAAAUGUAAGUAAAUUUUUUUGACACAUUGAUUAUAUUUUGGUUUGAAUAUUAUGUCUUGUGUGUGACUUUCCUCAUAAAUAGAGCCUUUAGCUUUAAGUUCUCUAAAAGUAUUGUUGAAACAUGAAGUAGGAUUUUGAUAAAAAUUUCGUUAUUAUAAUAGAAAUGCAAAAUAUUUAAUAUUUUAUUCCAUUUAAGCUUAGGUUAAGUUCGAUAUAAUACAUGUAUAUAAUUAUUUUUAUUUGUUAAAUUCCAACGAACAAUUUUAUUUUGUUAAUUAUGGCUAGUCUUAAGAAUUUAUUGUUAUUCGCUUUAUUCAAACAAUGUUUGUUACCUUUAUUAUUUUUAAUGCUAUAAUAAAAAUUAUUAUAUUUUUAAGGUAGUCAAUAGAUUUGAUUCACAUAGUUACAUUUUCAAAAUUAUGUAAUUCCAUGGCAAAUUUUGACAAACUUUUUUUUUGGGUUAUUUUUUCAUUUUGAUGAACUCAAAAUAACAUAUUUCUGAAUACAUGACAAUUUUAUUUUUAGCUAUGAUAAUAUUAUUCUUAUAGCGUUCUUGCUGUGAUUUAUACUAACAAAAAUCAAAAUAAACGAUUAAUUUAGAAUACAUUUUUUUCAAUAGACAAUACAAUAAAAAUUCCAAGGAUUAUGGAUUAUAUGUCUUCAGACUUCCAAACGACCCUCUGCUAAGUAAUAAAUAAUAAUGUACCUAAUCUUAAAAUUGUAUCACAUAAUUUUAAAUUAAUCGUUUAUUUUCGAAAACUAACACUAGAUAAAUUUUAUUUUAAUCCCGAUAAAUGAAAAAUACUCGGUCGAUGGUUUUAUUUCAAAUUAUUAAGUUGUCUAAAAACUUUCAAGCCGUCCAUAAAAUUAAAAAAAAUAGAUUGAUUCUUUAUUUAAAUUUUAUGUUCUGGAACACUCGACUUUGAGCCUGUAUGACGUCAUGAUUUGUCUGUCGACAAUUAGUGUUAUGGCAAGUCAUGUCGUCAUUAAUCUUUGUAGGGCUUUUUGAAUUUCAUCGUCAUUAUUAUUAAUUCGCUCAUACAAUAAUUAUGACAAUAUUACCUAUACCUACUGUAUUAUUCAAGUCUAUUUAAAAUUUUAUUCUUCUGUGGAAAUUGCAAAUGGGCGGUUGCUUAAUUCGAAUUCUAUAGCAUUUUAAAAUAGAAGGUUACACACUAUUUUUCUGUGUUUUUAGAAUGCGACGUUCGUAAACCAAAAAUAAAGUAAAAUUUUAUAAACAUCCUACGAUUAGAAUAAGUACACAGUUUGUAAAGCAUAAUAAAUUUUAAUUAGAAUUUA